Hibiscus syriacus is the source of this 519-nucleotide messenger RNA. RefSeq lists its product as uncharacterized. The record is from RefSeq and is a predicted model, not a curated record. The transcript has a single exon. NCBI's taxonomy places the organism in Eukaryota, Viridiplantae, Streptophyta, Magnoliopsida, Malvales, Malvaceae. Bases 1 to 519 code for a protein of 172 amino acids.
AUGUCUCGACAGAUCAUUUUUAGGACCCCAACGUCCGUCCAACGGCAGCAACCCUUGCUGCAAAGCCGUUCUUCUUCCAAUUCCACCCGCUCCUCCGGUGUCGACAGCGGCAGAACCAGGAACGGUGCCAAGUUCGGGGAGUUUUGUGGGGGUAUGACAGCCGAGUGUGCUGCUAUCUGUUGCUGUUGUCCUUGUACCAUAGCAAACAUUCUAGUUUUAGCAUUUUACAAGGUUCCCGUAGGACUAUGUCUCCGCGCUCUCCGCCUGAAACGGCGGCGUAAGUUGCAGAAAAAAGGGUUGCUUCAGCCGAAUAACCGGGAACAUUGUGGGCUUGCUGGUAAUAGCGAGUUGCAGAUUUGUAUGGAGGAUGUUUUCCCGGAGGUGAAGGCGUGUGAAGAAACAGAGAAAGCUGUGGUGGAACUGGAAAAAGAGAUGUGGCAAAGAUUCUAUGGCACUGGAUUUUGGAGAAGUCCCUCUCAGAGAGAAGGAGAGUCGCCCAGAAUAAAUAAACAACCGUGA